Molecule: messenger RNA, 2698 nt
Organism: Tarenaya hassleriana
Lineage: Eukaryota; Viridiplantae; Streptophyta; Magnoliopsida; Brassicales; Cleomaceae
Product: sister chromatid cohesion 1 protein 3
Exons: 12
Coding region: 98-2278 (726 amino acids)
Biological process (GO): mitotic sister chromatid cohesion; synaptonemal complex assembly; replication-born double-strand break repair via sister chromatid exchange
Cellular component (GO): cohesin complex; synaptonemal complex
Molecular function (GO): protein binding; chromatin binding
Source: RefSeq, a predicted model, not a curated record
CCUACAUCUUCCUGUCACACACUUUCUCUCUCUAGAAACAUCCCAAAACAUUCUCGCUCUCUGUGUGUGUGUCUAAAAUUGUCGGAAGGAAGAAGAUAUGUUCUAUUCGCAGACGUUUUUGGCUCGGAAAGGUCCAUUGGGGACGGUGUGGUGCGCGGCUCACUUGCAACACCGCCUCAAGAAAUCUCAUUACACCUCCACUAGCAUACCCAAAACCGUUGAGCUUAUAAUGUUUCCUGAGGUGCCACUAGCAUUGAGAAUGUCUGGUCACCUUUUACUGGGAGUUGUGCGAAUAUACUCGAAGAAAGUUGAUUACCUUUUCCGUGACUGUAAUGUCGUCCUUACAUGGUUAGCCAAGGCUUUCGUUUCGACCAACGUUGACUUGCCAGAGGAGGCGAGAAAGGCACCGGUUGAAUCAGUGACUUUGCCAGAGACGUUAAGCUUAGAUGAUUUCAACUUGGAUGAUGACACAUUUGAGAGGGACUUUAAUAAUCAUCUUAGGAGUCAUGAAGAGAUCACUCUCACAGAUCAAAUUCCUACCAGCACUGAUCCUUAUGUUGCUGUAACUUUUGACGAGGAUAUCUUUCAAGAUUUAAGACCCAUGAACAUCGACACUGACACCACUGUGCCUUUGAGUGGUAACCUGGAUAAUGUUGUUGAAGAAACAGAUGCUGCAAUGCCUAAUGAGACUGAACCAAGCAAUCAGCCAGGAAAUUCUAACGUCGCUCAACCUGAAUCUUUUGGUAAUGAUAAUGGGACAGAAGAAGUUCCUGAUAACGUGGAGUUCCAGGAUUCUAGACCGAGCAACUUGACAGAAGUACUGAAUACAGAGAACACUGACGUAAAUUCUCCUCAAAGUGCUCCUGAGUUCGAGAGAAUGCGUGAUGCUACUCACGAUUUCAGCCCUGGAAUCCAUCCAUCCAUUGCUCCGAAGCAAAGAAACGACACUGAUGAACCGACUGAACUUUUAGAUGAAACCCUAAAUGAGAAGGAAAAUCCAACCCCUGUUAUUGCUGAAGAGAUGUUAGAUCUUGGAGGGCAUUCAGGAUUUGAGCUCUGUUCAGGAUCACCGGCUUUUGCUGUCCGCGAGGAAGAAUCUGCAAAUUUCGUCCUUUCGUCACCUCAACUGGCUCUCCAGCCAAGUCCUCCCCCAGCAGAGCAGCAACCUGAACCAAGACCAAGGAAGAGAAAGCAUUUUGAUAAAGCCACUGUAUUAACUAACAAGGUAAUGAAGCAGAGGCUGGAGGAUCCUAGCGAUACACUGCGGAAAAAGAGGAACAUGCCUUCAACUAGUCUAGGGAUUUGGAGAACGAAUAAGCGGUCAAGGAAAGAACAAAUGUUCGAUGAACCUCUUUUAACUGGUUUAUCAGAUGAUUUAAGCAAUUGUUUCAGACAGGAAUAUGUUGCUUCAAAGCCACAUCUUGCCGUCAGAGAUGACACUGUCCCGGAACAGACAUCUGUAUUAUCUCCUACUCAGGAAGCUGUCUCUGAAGUUAACCCGGAAUUUACAACUGUUCAGUCUCCGAUUCAAGAAUCCAAUGUUCCUCUGUCUCCUCAUUCUGCCACCGAAGCUCAUACAGACAGGAUGGUUCAUCAGUCUCCAGCUCAGGAAACUGAGGCUGUCCAAGAUUUUACGGUUCUCCUAUCUCCUCAUCUUGGAUCUGAAGCAACGGUAGCACGAUCUGCCCAGUCAUUUGGUAAUGAUGACAUGGAAAUCGAACGUUUUAGAGAUGGAGCUCCCCCUGAGUUCCUGGACUCGCCCGCAAGAUUCUCGCCUUCUAGAACUGAUGAGUUCACUCCUCAGCCUGGAACUUCUGGGAUGUCAUCAGCCAUGCCAUCCUAUACCGCCGAAACUUCAUCUUGCAGAACCGAGUCUGAAAUUCCAGGGACAAUUCCAGAGGAUUUCCCCAUACCAGAGAAUUCCGAGCUUUCAGAUAUUCCUGAAAUAGAUGAAGAACUUUCUUUUCUGGAGGCAGGCAGCGAUACACCGAUAAAAUCCGCAGCUAGUCGAAGAUCUGGUGCUUUGUCAGUGAGAACAAGAGCGUUGGCUCAGUAUCUAAAAGAACGUUCUGGAAGUAGCCCGACUUCCGAGGGUCCAUCCGAAGAUCUCAGCUUGAAAAAGAUCUUGCAAGGAAAGAAAAGGAAGCUGUCUGCUCGGAUGUUCUUCGAGACACUGGUGUUGAAGAGUAAUGGGCUUAUAGAUGUGCAACAAGAUCAACCCUAUGGUGAUAUAACUCUGAAGCUGCUGCCUGCCCUUUACUCAAAGGCUCAACUAUGAAGCUCUGUACAUUGUGCAAGCAUGCCCUUCAAGCCUUGUUGAUGUGCAUAGCCUGUAAUACUCACUGAAACAUGUGACUGGGAAGGAGAGUUUGUGGGUAGAUAGGGAUAGCCUUGGAGGGAUUGAGAGUUUUAGACAGAGUGAUCAUAACCAGAUUAGCUUGGUUAGUGAAUCUAGAAGAGAUUAGUUAGUUUUGUUUCAUGGGCAUUGGUCUCUGGAUAAGGUUGUAAAUGAGGAAGAGGCUAAGCUACCAGAUAGAGGGACAAAGAGUUUUCAUUUCCUUACACCCCCUUUUUGUAUUCUUUUGUAAUAUAUUAUCUAUGCAUAGUAAGGGGUUGUUUCGGGAAUAGUUCGGUUCGAUUUUUUUGGUUUUUCAAAAAUAUGUAACAAUUUGUUAUUAUAUCAUAUUCGGUUUGGUUU